AUGGGGUGGACGGAUGCAGGUCGGGGUGGAUUCCAGCCGAGGGGGGGCCGCGGCAGGGGUGGAUUCGGCGGGCGGGCCGGCAACACCAACUACGGGUACGGGUAUGACGAGGGCUACGGCGGCGGGGAUUAUUGUUACGGUGCUGAGAGCUACGGCGGGGACGCAUACGGCGGCUACGGGGGCGGUGGAUAUGACGACGGCUAUGGUGGCGGCGGCGGCUAUGGCGCGAUGGCCGCCAGCGGCGGCAUGCCUGCCAUGAUCGGAUACGUCAUCCAGGGCGGAGGGGCUGCGCCGGCCGCCGCGGGCGCCGGGGGCGGAUUUGGGGGGAGUCCCCCCGGCGGUCCGGUGCGCACCGGCGGCCGGGGGGGCUACAGUGGCCUCGGGAGGGCAGGGCCGGCACGCGGCCGGGGCGGGCCGCGGGGCGGCGGCGGCGGCCGAAGAUAUCAGCCGUACUGAACGGGACAGAUGACAGAUCCAGCUCAAGGGCAGCAUUUAAGCAUACCCGGCCCAUGAGGUUGCAGCAAGUGUGCAAAGCCCGCAGGAGUAGGGGUGAUAUGUCGGGAUUCUGCGGGGGUCUGGGGAGGAGCACGUUUUCGUGACCCCUAGCCGAAGCACUAGCAGCCAUCUCUCUGGAUGAGUGCCUUCUUUGUCAGCUUUUGACUCAUGCUAUUCCCCAAGGAUCAGCUUCAACAGGAGAGCCAAGACUGCUCGAUUAGCGCCAUGCCACAGAGCAGGGCAGGGGCAGAAGGGAUCUUGUGUGAUGCAUGGCAGAACACCGUAGCGAGACUUCGUUGAUGAGUGCCUGCGUGCCUUACCUGCCUUUGAUCGCGUGUGUUCAUCCUUAUUUCAUUCUUGUCUGCAAGUUUGCGCAGAAAUAGGGAUGGCUGUCAGCAAUGCCUUUGUCAGCUGACUGAGCAUACUGAUUACUGGAAAAAGUCCCUGAUGAUCAUGAUACUAAGUGAUUGGAAGCGGUGUGAUGGCGCUUUGCACUGGGAAGUUCUUUCACCUAUCUUGCAUGCAGUGCGCGCACGUCCAUGAUGACCCAUGCGGCAUACUUGUAAUGAUGCCCCUGCUGCCUCAAUUGCUGUGAGUGUCGGGCGAUGCGGCAUAGCUCCCACCGUGCCCACAGUGACUGGGAGCAGUGCGGAAUCCUAGCUAGCUGUAGUGCUGUAGUACUAUAGUGCCUGCCACAGUGUGAAGUGAAGGGCUCUGAUCUUGCUUGUGCUCCAUGUAUGGCAUCUUAUUGAGAC
Molecule: messenger RNA, 1250 nt
Organism: Coccomyxa subellipsoidea C-169
Lineage: Eukaryota; Viridiplantae; Chlorophyta; Trebouxiophyceae; Coccomyxaceae
Exons: 2
Coding region: 1-456 (151 amino acids)
Source: RefSeq, a predicted model, not a curated record